CUGAAGCAGCGACAAAACACCCUGCCAUACACAAUUAAGCGCAGCCAUGCAUAUCAGCCAGGUAUGUACGGAUCUAUUCAAGGCACGGCCCUAUCCUCCGCCAUCGUCAACCCGAACCGGCUUUCUCUACGAUCGCCGCUUCAUGCUUCUCAAGGUCCUUGAAGAUGGCUCAUUCAAGAACAUGCACAUUCCGCACUUCCCGGAGAUGGCUCUUUUCCGAGCCGAAAUCGUCUACCCCACUGAGGACGGCACAGAGCCAGGACACAUCAUAGUGACCUAUCGGCCAGCCCACAGCCGCACCCUCAAUCUCCCCUUAGCCCCUGACACGCACCCAUUGCAAGAGCUAGCCAUCAUGAUGCAUCAGAGCCCCACGAAGGGUUAUAACAUGGGGCCGCGGUACAAUGAUUGGUUUAGCGAGCGGUUCGGAUACCCCGUUGUGCUGGCCUACCUGGGACCACAUUCGAGGCGGGUUUUGGGGAGUUUUGCGCCCACGAAAAGUGAAAUGUUGCAAAUCUCAAGUGCGGUGGUGGUGAUCAUGUUGUUAGUAGUCAUGCUGGGAGGAACGGCAGUCUCAGAUAAUUGGAUCAAUGCAAGAAGGCAUAAAGAGGAACGCAUCACCUUUGCGGAUACGGCCCCGUAUCUACUGGUGUCAGCGACAUCGGUGGACAACGUGUCGGAGCGGCUGGAAGGGGGCCUGGGAAUAGAUGUCACCAAGUUUCGCCCUAACAUCGUCGUGGCAGGCGCUCAAGAGGCGUUUGAAGAAGAUUUCUGGGCGGAGGCGAUGAUUGGGUCGAACCAGGAAGGAAAAGCGCGGCUUUUGCUGACGGCUAACUGCGUUCGUUGUCAGAGCCUCAAUGUCGACUAUGCGACGGGAGCAAUGGCAGAAGGGGAGAUGGGUAAGGUAUUGAAGAAGUUGAUGAAAGAUCGGAGGGUCGAUAAAGGGGCGAAGUUCAGCCCAGUCUUUGGUCGGUAUGUCUUUCUUGACGACGAGUCGGAGGGACAGCGAGUGCAAAUAGGUGAUGAGGUAGUCGUCACUCGACGGAUAAAGGAACGAAUGGUAUACGACUGGCCUGGGUUAACCAAUUGAAAUCUCUGGUGGUUGGGGCAUGAGAUAUGAGACGGAUAGAACAGCCAUGAGAAUUCAGGACCGUCCGUGUCUCACCGUCGGUUCGGUUCGGUCCCUGAAAAGAACCCAUGGUUUCAAU
Aspergillus saccharolyticus JOP 1030-1 is the source of this 1205-nucleotide messenger RNA. RefSeq names its product MOSC domain protein. The transcript has 5 exons. Lineage: Eukaryota; Fungi; Ascomycota; Eurotiomycetes; Eurotiales; Aspergillaceae. Bases 47 to 1087 code for a protein of 346 amino acids. The record is from RefSeq and is a predicted model, not a curated record. Gene Ontology annotation, molecular function: catalytic activity; molybdenum ion binding; pyridoxal phosphate binding.